Hydra vulgaris (swiftwater hydra) is the source of this 937-nucleotide messenger RNA. RefSeq lists its product as uncharacterized. The record is from RefSeq and is a predicted model, not a curated record. Lineage: Eukaryota; Metazoa; Cnidaria; Hydrozoa; Anthoathecata; Hydridae.
AUGUUAGAAGACUCUUGUCACACAAUUGACAUAAAAAUUGCAGGUCUAAUGGCAGUAAACAACCAAACGCUUGACUGUGAGGAGUUUAAUGCAUAUAUAGAGCACCAGCGCCCAAUAAAUCAACUUCAAAUAAGUGUUCAAGAACUUGAAGAUAAAAUACGUGUUAUAACAGAAGCACUUGAAAUGCAAAUACUUUUUAACCCUGAAAAUGAAGAAAAAAUUAAAUUAGUAUUUGAACCUCACUUGAUUCACUUUGGAAAGAAAAAGAAAGAACAGAUCUCAGAAUUGAAAAUACUGCUUGAAGCAGACCAUAUAAAGAAAUCAUUUGAGCCACUUGUAAAAGAACUAGAUAAGGUACUUAAUUCAUUAGGAGUACAAAGACAAGCAUACCACGGAAAAAGUUUUGUUGGUAAUCAUGUUAACAAAAUGUUAAAGGUAAAAUAUAUCUAAUAUAUAUUUCCUAAACUGAUAAAAUCUACUCUUUACUAAAAACAAAGUGUACCUAAAUUUAAAUGUACAAUACAAUAUAAAUAUAUGUGCAUAUGUGUGUGUGUAAGUCAGGGUUGCCACUGUUAUUUAGGAACAAAAUUCCCUGAUUUUCCCUGAUUUUUUUGCCAAAAAUUUGCUUUUUUCUCCCUGAUUUUCCCUGAUUUUUUGCUAAAAUUUUUCUUUUUUUCCCUUGAUUUUUCCCCUUGAAAUUUGCUUGAUAUUUCCAGCAUUUAAAUGCCCAAACUUAGCAUUAAAACUUCCCUAAUAACCCCAGAGCAUUUUAUCCUCCAAUAAGUAAUUAACCAAUCAAUUUGCUUAAAAAUUAAAAUAAAUAAUCAAAUACUUCAAUGAACAUAUGAAAUUUUUCUUUGAACCAGGGUAUAUUUAAAAUGGAUAUGUUCAACAGGCAUUGAAAAUCUGUCAGACUUAUCUAGGAUACAAGAUAACA